AUGCUAGAAAAAUUUUCUGUAUUACAAUUUAUCUCUGGUACAUGGAAAAAGGAUAUUGAACAAUUAUGGCGUGAAUCUUACCGAUUAUAUAAUACUAUACGACAAUCACAACCUUCUGAUCAAGAAAUCGAUCAAUAUAAA
Racocetra persica is the source of this 141-nucleotide messenger RNA. Lineage: Eukaryota; Fungi; Glomeromycota; Glomeromycetes; Diversisporales; Gigasporaceae. The record is from the annotation of a GenBank genome assembly.